AUGGGGAACCAAGAGGAGCCUUCGUCCUCUCAAGAGGCAGAAUCCCAACAAAAUGCAUCACCAUCUGACGAAGCCCCUGAUGAAGGCUAUAGAUGGGUCGUCACGACCUCGGUGGCCAUCGUCAACGGCCACUCUUGGGGCAUCAGCGCAGCCUACUCAGUCUUUUUGGCUCACUACCUGAAAGAAGGCACAUUCCCUGGAGCAACGGCGCUCAUGUACGCGACCGUCGGAUCUCUCAGCAUUGGCGUCAUGAUGCUCAUCUCACCACUCGUCACCAUCUUCGUUCGAGAAAUUGGAACAAGACCGACGAUGCUCAUUGGUGCUGUUCUUCAAGCUCUUAGUCUCGUCUGCGCAAGUCUUUCAACAAAAAUCUGGCAUCUCUUCCUAUCGCAGGGUGUUUUAUUCGGUAUUGGCAUGGGCCUGCUCUUCCUUCCUUCCUACGGCAUCAUCUCGCAAUGGUUCACGAAACGACGCGCCUUGGCAAACGGUAUCGCCAUCGCAGGCGCAGGACUUGGAGGUCUCACGUAUUCGCUCGCGGUCGGGGCAAUGAUACGCACCAUGAGUUUGGAAUGGGCGUACCGAAUUCUCGCCAUUGUCUCUGCUGUGGUAAACAUCGUCUGCUCGCUCCUCAUCAAGACUCGAUAUGGUGCUACGGGGGCACGCCAAUUAGCCUUUGACACUUCGCUCCUCAAGAGAAAGGAGUAUCUCUGGAUCCUAGCCUUUGGUGCAUUUAGCAUGCUCGGAUACUUUGUCCUCAUCUUCACGCUCGCAAACUACGCCAACGUGAUCAGGCUCAACUCUUCCAAGGCUUCUAUGAUUCCCGCCUUCUUCAUGUUGGGCCAGGCCAUCGGACGACCUUGCUUGGGAUGGCUAAGCGAUCGAUACGGUCGUCUCAACAUCACGACCCUCAUGACUUUUAUGACGGGGGUCUUUUCACUCGCAAUCUGGGUCAACGCCAAAACGUUCGGGGUGCUCAUCACCUUCGCUCUCGUCGGAGGACUAUCGGCUGGGAUAUUCUGGGUCAACGCAGCGCCAGUCAUCGUCGAGGUAAUGGGCAUCGAGAAUUUAGCUUCAGGGUUGAGCAUCCUCUGGGUAGCAAUGGUCAUCCCUUCAACAUUCAGCGAGCCGAUUGCGGUGGAGAUUUACUUAGGCACGGGAAGUUACCUUGGAGCGCAGCUGUUUACGGGCUUCAUGUUUGUCGCUGCAUCUCUGUGCAUGUUGGUCGUGCGAGGAGGGCAGAUUAACAGAGGGAGGAGAAAUGACGACGGAACAUUUACAUGCUUUGAGGAAAAUGGCGGCGAAAGGAAGGAAUCUGGGCAGAAGACGGCAUCGUUGCUCAAGUGCUUCACGUGGGAAAAGGUGUAA
This is a messenger RNA of Fusarium vanettenii 77-13-4, 1365 nucleotides long. RefSeq lists its product as uncharacterized. Gene Ontology annotation, biological process: transmembrane transport. NCBI's taxonomy places the organism in Eukaryota, Fungi, Ascomycota, Sordariomycetes, Hypocreales, Nectriaceae. Bases 1 to 1365 code for a protein of 454 amino acids. The transcript has a single exon. Gene Ontology annotation, molecular function: transmembrane transporter activity. The record is from RefSeq and is a predicted model, not a curated record.